CCAUCUGUCACUGUCAUUAUUAUUUUAAAUCAUUUCAAUAAAUGUCAAAGAUGAAGAUGGCUGACGGUUCAACAAUUUUGCGAAGAAAUCGACCUGGUACAAAAGCCAAGGAUUUUUGCCGAUGGCCAGAUGAAUCUUUCGAAGAAAUGGACAGUACAUUAGCAGUACAACAGUACAUUCAACAACUCAUUCGUAGGGAUCCGAACAAUAUUGAUUUGAUUCUGAAAAUGCCUGACUCUCAAGAUGAAGGCGUCUGGAAAUAUGAACAUUUGAGGCAAUUCUGCAUGGAACUCAAUGGACUAGCGGUUAGAUUACAGGGCGAGUGUCAUCCAGAAACGUGCACACAGAUGACGGCAACAGAACAGUGGAUAUUCCUAUGUGCAGCACACAAAACUCCCAAAGAAUGCCCUGCCAUUGACUACACUAGACAUACCCUAGACGGGGCAGCUUGUCUCUUGAAUAGCAACAAAUAUUUUCCUAGUCGGGUUAGCAUCAAAGAAUCGUCUGUAGCCAAACUAGGUUCAGUCUGCCGAAGAGUAUACCGAAUCUUCUCUCACGCUUACUUCCACCACAGGUCGAUCUUCGAUGAGUUCGAGAACGAAACCUGUCUUUGCAAGAGGUUCACGCAGUUCGUGACGAAAUACAACCUGAUGUCCAAAGACAACCUUAUCGUACCGAUUUUAGAAGAAGAUAACGCACCUGGGGAAUCAGAGGCAUAAACCCCAUUUUAAUCCAGAACAUAUGAAAAGGUCCUCAACUCAUUUGGAACAUUUUUAUAACGUGGAACGUUCCAAAAAAGAGGUUACUCAUUUUUUAAGUCAGAUUUUUGUAGAUCAGAACAAGUUGGCCACGUGGAAACCUUACCAAGUUUCGUAGGAAGGUGGGAGAUUUGUUGAUAGUGAAAAAGAAGUGUAUGGAAUAGUUGAGAUUCUUAGAGUGUUCUGGGAAGCCCCAACAUUUUUCCCUAUUGCAAUAAUUUGAUUUUAAAAAUUUGUUCUUUCUUAUCACCCUGUAUAUGAGGGGUAGUAUGUUGUGAAAUUUCCUGUAUGAUUAAAUAAACCCCUUUAUUUC
Leptinotarsa decemlineata (Colorado potato beetle) is the source of this 1071-nucleotide messenger RNA. It is a transcript of the gene Mob4, whose product is annotated as MOB kinase activator 4. Lineage: Eukaryota; Metazoa; Arthropoda; Insecta; Coleoptera; Chrysomelidae. The record is from RefSeq and is a predicted model, not a curated record.